AUGGCUACUGAAGAAGCGACAUUCCGGAACUAUACCCAAGCACAGGGUGAAUCCUACGCCACCGGGCGCCCUGGCUAUUCUCCAGAGCUCUUCGAAAUCAUCCUCAACCAUCACACCUCUACUGGUGGCCGCCGUGAUACCGUACUAGACGUCGGCUGCGGGACUGGUCAAGCUAAAAGGGACCUAGCUCCCUUUUUCAAAAAUGCCAUCGGCAUAGAUCCAUCGGAGGGCAUGAUCACCUCUGCGCGCGAGACCAUAAAGUCAUCGGCUUUGUCUAUACGUUUCGACGCUGGAGGUACUGUUGCUCUCUGGGCGAGAACUGGCAUGUCUGUGGACCCAGCCAAGACACUCAAUGGCGCUGCUAUCAAAGCUGCGGUAGAGGAAAUACUCAACAGCGAACUACACCAGUAUUACAAGCAAGGCAACACACUGACGCGCGAUCUCUACGUAGAUUUACCACUACCUUGGACAAUUAAAACUCCUGUGACAGGGUUUGACAAAAGCGGUUUCAUCCGCAAGGAGUGGAGCCAUAACACAGAAACCUCGGAAACUGAGGCUCUCGGCACUGGGAAAACUCUGACACCUGAGGAGUUUGAGAAACUGAUGGGUACAAGCAGUCCGGUGGCAAGGUGGAGGGAAGCGAACCCUGACAAGGCCGGGACAGAAGAGGAUGUAGCUCGCAAGGUACGAAGGCGAAUCGAGAGUCUUUUGCAUGAAGUCGGCGUCGAGCCUGGCGAGGAGUUGUUGAGAGGUCGGACGGAGUUUGUGCUCCUCAUGGUAAGGAAGAAAGGAGAAGAAAGAACUUAG
This is a messenger RNA of Fusarium oxysporum Fo47, 807 nucleotides long. RefSeq lists its product as uncharacterized. The transcript is spliced from 2 exons. The record is from RefSeq and is a predicted model, not a curated record. The coding region runs from base 1 to 807 and encodes 268 amino acids. Lineage: Eukaryota; Fungi; Ascomycota; Sordariomycetes; Hypocreales; Nectriaceae.